AUGGCAGCAUAUCGAAAAGUAAUGAUGAAUAAUGAAAAUUAUGGUUCAUUUUAUUCUCGAUCUUUAUGUGAAAGAGGAAAAAAAACUGCAUUAACUGUUGUGUCACCAUCUGUUCUCCUUAGUGGAUUACUGAAUAGUGUAUUUAAAAAAAAACUAUCAAAAAAUAGUGCCGGUUCCAGAAUUCAAAAAAUCGAAGAAAAACGAAGAACAGAUAUACAUGAAUAUCUUCUUGAUCUACAAGCAAAUUUACCAGAAAUUAAUCAAAAAAUUAAAAAAAGUUUUCAAAAAUGGUUGAAGAAAAAUCAGAAGGUAUUUAUUAGCAAAGUUAACAGUUAUCAUUCAUUUGCAGUUCAAACGCUCGAUCAACCCUACGUAGCCUAUAAACUUGCUCGUGAAUUUGCUCCUCUUUUUGCUCAAAUUGAAUGUUGUCUAGUGUCAAAUCUUGACUUGGCUCAACAUUACGGUCAACCACUUACUAUUGAACGAGAUACUGCGCUCGAUACAUGUGGCUUUUUCACUAUUUAUCCAGCUUCGUGGGAUUCAGAACAAAACUUGGUUGUUAAAGAACUUAAAAAUCCAAGUCAUGAUAGAAAUAUUGCCUACUUAGAAACACAUUUCCAUCGCACAGUUACUCAUCUUCAAAUUCAACAUUUGGUUCCUCUCAUCUAUCUUUACGAGACAGUGAAAGAUCCACAACAAUUCGCAAUUGUUUUGAAACGUUAUUCAAAAAGUCUUUAUUCUUAUCUAAUGGACCAUAUAAAUGAAGUAACAAUUGGCAAAGCUAUUCAAAUUGCACUUGAUAUUGCUCAAGUUAUUGUUCAUAUGCAUGCCUAUGAACUUGUGCAUUGCGAUGUCAAAGUUAAGAAUAUUUUGCUCGAUACAAAUGAUCAGGUUUUUCUGGCCGAUUUCGGUACUUGUCAACACGGAACAGAAAAUUCGACUUUCAUUGGAUCUCGACCAUUCGCUCCUGAAAUCACUCAAAGUGAUCGUCAAUAUUCGUAUCAAGGAGCCGCUGUUGAUGUUUCCUGUCUUGGUGUUCUUAUGUAUGUUGUUGCUCCCAAAGAUGUUUUUCAUGAACCUCAGACUCUGACCGAAAUCGAUAUCAAUACACUUGAUUGA
Rotaria sp. Silwood1 is the source of this 1119-nucleotide messenger RNA. The record is from the annotation of a GenBank genome assembly. Lineage: Eukaryota; Metazoa; Rotifera; Eurotatoria; Philodinida; Philodinidae.